Messenger RNA from Malassezia restricta, 402 nucleotides. RefSeq names its product DASH complex subunit DAD3. Bases 1 to 402 code for a protein of 133 amino acids. NCBI's taxonomy places the organism in Eukaryota, Fungi, Basidiomycota, Malasseziomycetes, Malasseziales, Malasseziaceae. Gene Ontology annotation, biological process: attachment of spindle microtubules to kinetochore. The record is from RefSeq and is a predicted model, not a curated record. Gene Ontology annotation, cellular component: DASH complex; mitotic spindle. The transcript has 2 exons.
AUGUCGGCGUCGCACGAAGACGCGCAGGAAACACCGGCCAGCGCGGCAUUUCAGAAUCCAUAUGAUGGGCAUCGUAGCUUAACGCCCAGUGAGCAGGAGCUUUUGGGUGAGUAUGCGCGCCUGUCCGCGACAACACGAAGGGUGGCUCAGUUAAGCACACAGCUCUCUUCCAGUACACUACAUAACCAUGUGCUGAGUGAACUGCGUGCUAUUGAGCGAAAGAUGGGGCUGGUUCUCACUCUCUUCAAGGCAAGCGUUUGGGCGAUCGUCAUGCAACAAUCAGAUGCAGAUGAAGAAGCACAGGAGCUUGAAUAUCAGAGCCGGUAUGACAUCAUUCAAGAAGAACCGGAAGAUGAAUGGGAGUCUACGGAUGCUCCUGAUAAUCAGGGGUAUGGAUGGUAG